Gossypium raimondii (Peruvian cotton) is the source of this 2421-nucleotide messenger RNA. Its product is annotated as U-box domain-containing protein 34. Bases 1 to 2421 code for a protein of 806 amino acids. The record is from RefSeq and is a predicted model, not a curated record. Gene Ontology annotation, biological process: protein phosphorylation. The transcript has 10 exons. Gene Ontology annotation, molecular function: protein kinase activity; ATP binding. NCBI's taxonomy places the organism in Eukaryota, Viridiplantae, Streptophyta, Magnoliopsida, Malvales, Malvaceae.
AUGGGAUCUGAGUCUUUCCUCCGGCUCGCUGUGACAAUGGAAGAAACCUCUGGAUAUACAGCCAUUGCCGUCGACAAGGACAGGAACAGCCAACUUGCUGCAAAAUGGGCAGUGGAUCACCUGCUGAAACCCGGCUCCAAAUGCUUCUUCGUUCAUGUUUUAAAGAGUUUGCAUCCGCAGGAGUUUGAAGCCAUACCUAUGGAAGGUCGGCCGCCGUCUGAAGCUGAGAUGCAACUCUACUUCCUUUCUUGCCGAGGAUACUGCUCUCGAAAAGGGAUUGAAUCACAUGAGAUGGUCCUCCAUGGCAUUGAUGUUCCAAGUACUCUGGUUGACUACAUCAACAACAACGACAUUGGAAAUAUCAUUGUUGGUGCUUCCAGCCGGAAUGUUCUUACAAGGAAACUUAGAAAUCCAGAUGUGCCAACCAGCUUGCUCAAACUUGCACCAGAAUCUUGUGGAGUAUAUGUCAUAUUGAAAGGAAAAGUUCAGGCUUCCCGAUUAGCAAGCAGGUCUCAGAAAUCCGAAGACAGCAAAAGCACAAACCCACACAAGUCACAGCAUCUGAAAGCGCUUCUGUCCACACGUACAUAUGAUAACUCAGAGAUUGAAGACAUAAGCAGGAGCAGAACUGUUUCAAGCAGUAAAGGCAGAAGUAGCGGAAUAACUUCUGAUAGAGUCAAUGAUUCCUUUCAAGUAAGACCAUGUGAGAAUUUGAAGACAAAUAAACAAGUUACAUCACCUAAAGCUUCAAAGAGAAGUAAAAUACCAGAUUCUCUUCAUAGAAUUUCCAUAACAGAGAGAACAGAUUUUUCAGGGCCACCAAGUUGCAGAUCAACUGACAUAUCUAGUCACGGUUCAGAAAGUACAGCUUACAAUUCCAGUUCUUUGGCCUCCCUGACUCCCCGAGGCUUGGAGGUUGAGAUGAAGCGACUUCGAAAAGAAUUAAAGAGAUCCAUGGAUAUGUUUAAAUCAGUUUGCGAAGAAGCUGUUGUAGCAAAAGAUAAGCUGAAGGAGCUUCAGGAAUGGAAAGAAGCAGAAGAGCGCAAAUUAGAGGAAGCCAAGCUUUCUGAGGAGGCAGCAGUGGCUUUGGCAGAGGCAGAAAGGGAAAAAACCAAGGCUGCUAUGGAUGCAGCACAGACAGCACAACGUUUAGCAGAUAUGGAGGCACGGAAGAGAAAACUCGCAGAAUUGAAAGCCAAUCAGGAGGAAGAAGAAAAACAGAGAGCACUAGAUAAGCUGGUUAACAAUAAAGCUGCUUAUAGAAAAUACACCCUUGAUGACAUUGAAGCUGCGACAGAUUACUUCGCGAGUGCACAUAAGAUUGGUGAAGGAGGAUAUGGGCCGGUUUUUAAAGCCACCCUUGACCAUACUGCUGUAGCCAUCAAGAUCUUAAGGCCAGAUAUAUCACAAGGACAGAAGCAAUUCCAACAAGAGGUUGAGGUUCUAAGCUGCAUGAGACAUCCACACCUGGUUUUGCUCAUAGGUGCCUGCCCUGAGUAUGGAUGUCUGGUUUAUGAAUACAUGGAAAAUGGAAGCUUAGAAGAUCGGCUCUUUAGAAAAGACAACACUCCCUCAAUACCAUGGAAAAUCAGGUUUAGAAUAGCGGCUGAGAUUGCUACAGGCCUUCUGUUCCUUCAUCAAACAAAGCCAGAGCCACUGGUACAUCGUGACCUCAAGCCUGCAAACAUUCUCUUAGACAAGAAUUAUGUGAGCAAGAUUAGUGAUGUUGGCUUGUCCCGACUGGUUCCAGCAUCUAUUGCAGAUGGUGUUGCUCAAUAUCGCUUAACAGCAGCUCGGGGAACAUUUUGUUACAUUGACCCAGAGUAUCAGCAAACAGGAAUGCUAGGUGUAAAAUCAGAUCUAUAUUCACUUGGUGUGGUUCUAUUACAGCUGCUAACGUCAAAGCCACCAGUUGGAUUGACUGUCCAUAUCCAGGAGGCAAUAGAAAAAGGAACCUUUGCAGAAAUGCUUGAUCCAACAGUACCAGACUGGCCCGUUGAAGAGGCUUUAUCAUUAGCAAAACUCGCUUUACAGUGCUGUGAGCUAAGGAAAAGAGAUAGGCCAGACCUUGAUUCAGUUGUGUUACCAGAGCUGAAUCGCCUUAGGAAUCUCGAACUUCAACAUGAAGCGAACAACAGUGAGAUUCAACACGAAGCCAACAACAGCGAGAAAGUUGCUUCUAAGCCACCUCUUCAUAUUUCAGUUCCAGAGAUUAGAUCACAAGAAAAUCAGAUCACUGAAAGAAGCGGAUGGCAAAGGUUAGUAUCGAUAACCAGAGUGUGGAAGUCCAACAUCCUUCCAUCCAACAGGGGUGUUGCUGGAAAGUCAAACAGGAAGCCUGGUGAAGCAAACUGUUGGUCAUUUGUAACUUGUACCGGACCUCCUCAGCAGUUGAGAAGAGCCAAGUCAUUUUCAUCAUAG